UCCAUGAUAGGCAGAGAGCAAAAAGUAGCUUCUCGUCAUCAGGAAAUUGCACACAUAUGUCGGCCCAUAAAGAGCAGAUUUGUUCAGGGCAGAACAUUGAACAAGUUAGUUAGCCUAUGUGACCCUGUCCAAGAUGAUAUUACUAUUAGUCUGUCUUUUCCUUGGGAACAUUCCUUUAUUUGCAUCUUCAGCAUCAUCCGAGCCAAAAAUAAACUGCCUUAUCAUAAAUCUGGACUACGUUAAUUGCACAUGGAGUGAGCCUGAGCCCAAGUACAAUUACAGUUUCAAGAGCAGGUUUACAUAUAACGAAAUUCAGGAUUGUCCUGAAUAUCACAGGAUUAAUGGUGUUAAUGUGGGCUGCAUGUUUUCCUACACAAAAGCACAAAGGUUUAAUAAGUUAAACACAUGGCUGUACAGUGACAACGGCAGUUUGGUGACAAAUCAAGAACAUGAUAUGAAACAAUAUGUGAAGCUUAACCCUCCGUUCAACCUGUCUGUGGUGGUGAAAAACGAUGCUGAACUGUGGCUGUACUGGAAUAUCACGAACAAUGACAACUGUAUUGAGAGUGUAGUUCGCCACAGGACAGACAACAAUGACUGGAAGAACACCUCUCCAGGCACAAGAAGCUCCUUCACUUUGCCUUUCCCCCCAAAAAAACGCUACGAGUUCCAGGUCAGGUCUCGAAUAUCAUUAUCGUGUGGAGAGUCCAAGUUUUGGAGCGACUGGAGUCAGUCUGUGUACUGGGGAUCUUUUAAGCCCAACAAUGAUGCAGAAAUAAACUGCCUUAUCAUAAAUCUGGACUACGUUAAUUGCACAUGGAGUGAGUCUGAGCCCAAGUACAAUUACAGUUUCAAGAGCAGGUUUACAUAUAACGAAAUUCGGGAUUGUCCUGAAUAUCACAGGAUUAAUGGUGUUAAUGUGGGCUGCAUGUUUUCCUACAAAAAAGCACAAAGGUUUAAUAAGUUAAACACAUGGCUGUACAGUGACAACGGCAGUUUGGUGACAAAUCAAGAACAUGAUAUGAAAGAAUAUGUGAAGCUUAACCCUCCGUUCAACCUGUCUGUGGUGGUGAAAAACGAUGCUGAACUGUGGCUGUACUGGAAUAUCACGAACAAUGACUACUGUAUUGAGAGUGUAGUUCGCCACAGGACAGACAACAAUGACUGGAAGAACACCUCUCCAGGCACAAGAAGCUCCUUCACUUUGCCUUUUCCCUCCAAAAAACGGUACGAGUUCCAGGUCAGGUCUCGAAUAUCAUUAUCGUGCGGAGAGUCCAAGUUUUGGAGCGACUGGAGUCAGUCUGUGUACUGGGGAUCUUUAAAACCCAACAACGGCACAGAGAGUGGGACUUCCAUGUCUGUGACAUCACUGGUGCUGUAUACAGUGGGAGCCACAACAAUACUCCUCAUACUCGCCUGCCUGCUGGUUCAUAGUGAGAGGUUAAGAAUAAUUUUAAUACCAGUGGUACCAAAUGCAGGACAAAAUGUAAGCAAAUACCUUGCAUCCCUUUUUGACAAUGAUGGCAAUAUAGAGAAAUGGCUGUCUAUGCCAAAAGAUCUGGAGAACGGCUUCAAACCCAAUUUCACAGAGCGUGCCUGUCCUGUGCGUGAGUACAAAAUGGUGUCUCAGUCCAGCAGUGACAGUGAAAGCAUCCUCUCCAACCCAACAGACCUGUCAUCAGAUUACCAAUGCAUGCAUAGCUAUUCAUCAGCCUCCACCAUAGCUGGACCUGCUGAAGCCCUACCAACCCAGGGUCCAUCUCCAGUGGAUAAUCCAGUCUAGGUGUCCGACUUAAUCUGACUGAGGCAAUUCAAUUUGAGAGUUUAGUCUGGAUUGAUGAAAAGUAAAACAUUUACAGCUUAAAAAUAGGUUUUUCUUGUUAUAUAAUGAUCAGUCUCAGUCAAAACCAGUAUUGGCAUUUUGCACACAUUUUGUUUUAAAAAAUCCAUUCAGAGCAAAGUUACAUAUCCAAACAAGGAUUUUUGAACAAUUUUUUUUCUUAUGUUCUUUUGUUUAAGCUGGAUAGUGCUUAUAAUUUAAAUUGCAUUCCUUUUUUUUUUAAUAGAGAUGGCAUUUAUUUUCUGUUCAGUUGAAGUAGCUGCACUAUAGUGGUCAUGUAAGCACUUUUAAUGUUUUUUUCCCCCCUAGAUUGUGUGCUCUUGUUCAGACUAUUCAUUUGUGUGGAAUUAUUUUCGCAAUGUUAUGUUUGCUGUUUUACAUAGUAAUGUACGUGAGAUUUCUGUAGAGCUGUUGGAACAGUUUUGUUGAUAUUAUCUCAUUGCUUAUCUCAUAUAAUCUCAUUAUCUCAUUGAUAAUAUUAUCUCAACGAGAUAUAUUUAGCAAAAAAAAAAAGAAAAAAAGUCAAUUCUUGAAAAUGAUUUGUGUACUCAUGGGAAAAGCCCACCACCUACCAACCCAUGUGUUAUCUGAUUAUUUAGAGUGCUAAAUAGUUAUUUGUGAUUCAUGCUGCCAAUUAGCAAUGUAGUUGCAGUUUCAUUUCAACUAGACAAGUCACUCUAUAUAUUUAUAUAAUUAUUGUAUCUCUUAGGAAAAGGUCUUAACAGCAUCUGAAAUCUUAAAUUUAAACAAUGUUGGUAGCACUUGUUGCUGAAAUGUAUGUCAUAAUGUAUGCUGUGUAUGUUUUCAUCAACAUUUUACUUUUGUAUUUGUAGCGUUCAUCUGUAGUGUUGAACAAGAUGGGAUUUUUAACAUUUACUAUGUAUGUGAGUUUGCAAUUUUAAGAUUUAAGAUGAGUAGAGGUUUGUAGACAUAUAUUAUGCUUUUAAAGAAUGUAAUGCUUUUGCAAUUAUUGAAUAAAAACAUUCAAAAACA
Molecule: messenger RNA, 2833 nt
Organism: Ctenopharyngodon idella (grass carp)
Lineage: Eukaryota; Metazoa; Chordata; Actinopteri; Cypriniformes; Xenocyprididae
Gene: il2rga
Product: interleukin 2 receptor, gamma a
Exons: 12
Coding region: 134-1783 (549 amino acids)
Biological process (GO): cytokine-mediated signaling pathway
Cellular component (GO): membrane; external side of plasma membrane
Molecular function (GO): cytokine receptor activity; protein binding
Source: RefSeq, a predicted model, not a curated record